Molecule: messenger RNA, 3351 nt
Organism: Magallana angulata
Lineage: Eukaryota; Metazoa; Mollusca; Bivalvia; Ostreida; Ostreidae
Exons: 4
Coding region: 338-1102 (254 amino acids)
Source: RefSeq, a predicted model, not a curated record
AUAAAGGAUGUAAAAUAAUGAAUUUGGAAUUGAAUGUGACACACUAUCAAUAUUGAGACGAUAUACAAUGGCAAUCAAUUUAAAUCGACUCUAUAUUUAGUUCUGAAAAUCCAGUGAAUCCAAAUAUUUUGACCAUCACAACAACAAAGGUUUUAAAAUUAUACAUGUGAGUACUGUCACAAAAGUAAAAAGUCGAUAAGAGAGCUUUGCUCCCAUUAUGAUAAAAUGUACUUGUUUAAUCGACUUUUAAAAUUGCUUUUCCUAUAAUCACUAAUUCAUUCUGCGGUUUUCAAAAGAUGAUUUUGACAUCGAAUUGGAGUUGGAAAAUGUAGACAAAAUGAAGUCUCUGUUUUCCAAGAUGUGGCUUUGGUUAACGUUAAUUUCCGUAAACGGAGUAUCCAGUCUUGUUUACCAACAUACGACAUUUCAAAGACAUCUGAAUCCUGUGCAUGACAACAGGACUUCCCCCUUUUUCUCCAGUACAGUUUCCACUGCCCAAGCCUGUGUCAUCAAAUGCCACAACCACCCAUCAUGCGAAUCUUUGGUAUAUGACAAAGUUUCCUUUCAGUGCUCACUGUUUGAAGGAAAAAACAUUGGGGAGAAAAUCACUAGUAGCCAAGUAUAUAAUCAGGUCUCAACGAAAACUGUGCAUCAAAAUAUUAUUGCACACGCUAACAACUUGUGUAACGGAGACAGUCCUGGAUAUUUCUACAACGAGUCAGUUCCGGUUUGUUACAAAAUCGAUACUCAACCCAGGUUAAUGGAUGAUGCUGUGAUGUUUUGUGGAGAAUCGGGAGGACACCUUUUGCGAAUAGACACAGAAAUAAAACAGAAGUUUGUAGAGAGCGUAAACUUGGAAACAACAAGUAAUUUUCUUAUAAUUGGCUCCAUUUUCAAGUAUCGCAUUGAUGGAAAAAAGAAUAAUACAGUCUGGACAUUUUCAAACAACCAACCAAUAAAACGAUUUUAUUGGUAUCCAGGCGAGCCCGCCGACAAUAUUUCCUCUAUUGGACUGAGGGUUGGAUAUGGCGGAAAAUGGGACGAUGUUCAACCCAGUGUUCUUCAUGGCUGUAUUUGUGAAAAGGAUAUUAAAUUUAAUUAACCAUUAUAAUCGUCGUGUAAAUUUGUAAAAUUAAUAUAUGUCAGAGAUUUCUUUAGUUAAGCCCCUUUCACAAUUGGCGAACGAGCACUUUACAACACUUUGCGAUCGAAAUUGAGCUCUCUAGAUCUCAUACGUUGCGCGAGCUCUCGCGUACGUUGCACGAGUUUUUUAAUUCGUUGCAGGAGUUUUAGUGCUCGCAUUAGGUCUCCUCAAAAUAGUGGUCAUACAUACUAUUCAGACGUAAUAGAAUGCGAUUCAAAUCAUCGCAGUGCAACGCACGAGCAUUACUACGAACGUUUUACAAAGCUUUGUGUACUUGCAAGAGUGAUGCACGAUUUUUAAGGUCGUAAGAUGAAAUGCUCCUGUGUAUGAGUCUGUUUUGCGACCAUGAGCCACUAUUGCUCAAUUAGUUUCAUGUAGUAAUGCAACGUUUUACUAUCAUUGGACGACUUGUACAAUGCAUAAGCAUCUCUGUCUCAGACCAUAAUUGACAAUAUACAUUUAUUGCAUGAUUGUGAGGAAAUUACGAAGAUUUAUUUCUCUAAGAAAAUUCCUAUUUCCCAAGGGCUUCGCCCGACAAAAAAUUGUGUUUUUCUUGGGGAAUAAAUCUUCAUAUUCCCUGAACAUUAAUGCAAUAAACGGUUUAUUAUACCGAACAACAUAUGAUUAUAUAAAAUACGUAGAUUUCUAAAAAUUGUUUGACUUUUCAAAAGCAAUAACGUCAUGAUAGUUUAAUUUUCUAUAUUACUGUCUCGCUUUUCUUUCAUAAUUUCUAAACAUAGAUAGUAAGGUUGGCUUUGUGAUAUACAGAGAAUCAAAAUGAUUAAAUAUUUUUGAUUGCGUAGACCCUGAGGAAAAUAUAUAAGCGAGGUUAAACCGGAUGCUAUGGGUAAAAUUCAGCCUGCGCAUGAGCUAGUCUGGUUCCUGUGCGUAAUGGGUAGCUCAGGGAACCAGGCUAGCACACGUUUAUCUGAAGGGGAUCGGGAUUCCGUGCCAUAUGCACACAUAAGUUCAAAGGCGCUGUAAUUGUAAAGUUGUCGGUAAAUAGUACAGAAACAAAGUAUUCCUUUUAAAGAAAUGAUUGGCAUGUGAUAUGAACUAUCAGUAUUAUGAAAUAAGUUAAUGUUAUGCCAAAACUACAACAUGCAUCAACUAGCACAAUUUGCAAUGUUUUGUUGUUUUCCGAAUACACAUGUAAAUAUACUUUUAUAGUAGGCGAGGCUAGAGAACUUCUCAAUUAAAUUUCUGUAAGCAUAAGUAUGAUUGAAUAAUUAUGUCACUGUAUGAAAGUUUAAAUCUCAAGAAAAAUGCAUCAAAAUAUGAAAUUUUUCAUAUACACAAAGCUGUCCCUGCAUAGUUAACAAAGUAGUGCUAAUCGUAAUUUGUGCACAAAUAGUAGAAUUCACCGAAUGCCUGAUACUAUACAUGCAAACUUCAUUUAUAGAUAGAUCAUAAUUAUUUUAGAUGUAUGAAUCCUUUAAAAAAAGUCAGGGCUAUACAUACAUGUACAUACUUAACAACGUACAAAUUUAGUGGUUAAAAGCAGAGAGCUAGAGUCGGUGGAAUCUCUGAUAAUCUUAAGGCUUUCACGUUUUCGUUGAAAACACAUGCAAAUGGUCCACGUAUUGUAGUUCUUUGUUUAAAGGACAGCAACUUGUUCCGCUUAUAACUAUGUCUACUGAAGAGUGUCGGAAAUGAGCGGUAUAUAUACCCCCCUCUGACUCGCACGAGCUUUCGUACCAUGAGACGCAUGAUCACACGUCAAAUCGCAUUGGAGCACGUUCAAUCGUCCGAUCACCUGGUCUCUCGCGCAAUCCCAAUCCCAUCGAAUUAUUUUUCAACAGUCGCUUUAAUUGUACAAUAAUCGCAUAAAGACGCAAGAUAUAUCGCAAGAUUGAAUGCGUUUAAAUCGCACAACGCUAGCCUAGCUUAAAUUGUGCGAAUUUCGUACGAAUACUUUUUUAAAUGCGAUAACUUCGGCAACAGCUUACGAUUCAUCUCUAAUUUUUUCGGUCGCACGAAUUUUGUGUCGCUUCAGCUCGGGUGCCAAUUGUGAAAGGGACUUUAAAAUUUAAAAACAUAUUUUCUUUUAUGAUAUUUAAUAUAUUGUUUGUGUAAACCAAUCAAAUCUUAUGAUUUAUUUAUCAAGAUACAGUGUUCAUGCUAGAUAUAGCUACUUUAGAAAUAGACAAUCAGUUUGAAAAUAUAAAUCAUUGUUUUUGUGCAAUUUAUCAUUUUAGCAUUUUUAA